CCCCCCCCCCCCCCCUCUCCACCUCCGACUCCUCCUUUCGCGAUCCCACACCACCGCCGAAGCUUCCGAAGCCCUCCCAAAAAGAUUCCCCGGCCCCGAUCAGUAGGCGGCUGAGUCCGGCGAGCGGCGGCGGCCAUGGAGAGGUACGAGCUGCUCAAGGACAUCGGCGCCGGCAACUUCGGCGUGGCGCGGCUGAUGCGGAACAAGGAGACCAAGGAGCUGGUCGCCAUGAAGUACAUCCCGCGAGGCCUCAAGAUUGACGAGAAUGUGGCGAGGGAGAUCAUCAACCACCGGUCGCUGCGGCACCCCAACAUCAUCCGGUUCAAGGAGGUGGUGGUCACGCCGACGCACCUGGCGAUCGUCAUGGAGUACGCCGCCGGCGGCGAGCUGUUCGACCGGAUCUGCAACGCCGGGAGGUUCAGCGAGGACGAGGCCAGGUACUUUUUCCAGCAGCUCAUUUGCGGCGUGAGCUACUGCCACUUCAUGCAAAUUUGCCACCGCGAUUUGAAGCUGGAGAACACUCUGCUCGAUGGCAGCCCGGCGCCUCGCCUCAAGAUCUGCGACUUCGGUUACUCCAAGUCGUCGCUGCUGCACUCCAAGCCCAAGUCGACGGUCGGGACGCCGGCGUACAUCGCGCCGGAGGUGCUCUCCCGCCGGGAAUACGACGGCAAGACAGCCGAUGUGUGGUCUUGUGGAGUGACUCUUUAUGUGAUGCUUGUUGGUGCUUACCCUUUUGAGGACCCUGAUGACCCCAAGAAUUUCAGAAAGACCAUUGGGAGAAUAAUGUCAAUUCAGUACAAAAUACCAGAGUACGUCCAUGUAUCCCAAGACUGCAGGCAACUCCUUUCUAGAAUUUUUGUUGCAAACCCUGCAAAGAGAAUAACAAUAAGGGAGAUCAGGAACCACCCGUGGUUCUUGAAGAACCUGCCCAGAGAGCUCACAGAAGCUGCACAAGCAAUGUACUACAAGAAGGACAAUAGCGCCCCGACCUUCUCUGUCCAGUCGGUCGAGGAGAUCAUGAAGAUCGUCGAGGAAGCUCGGACGCCGCCUCGGUCCUCCACCCCUGUGGCUGGUUUUGGCUGGCAAGAGGAGGAUGAGCAGGAGGACACCAAGAAGGCAGAGGAAGAGCACGAGGAAGAGGAAGAUGGUGAGGAUGAGUAUGAUAAGCAGGUGAAACAAGUCCAUGCCAGUGGCGAGUUUCAGCUCAGCUGAGGAUUUUCUGUCAGCACAGGGAAGAUUGCAAACCGGAGAGAUAUUGUCAUAAUGUGAUGGAUGAUGGUCACCCCUAUUGCCGUCUUUAUUUUUUUUUUCAGUUUCCUUUUUUUAUUUCUCUCCCUUUUUUUCUCUCUGAUGCUGCAACAGUGUAAAUUACCAAAGUGGUUCUAUCACUGUCUUUGUAAUGGCUGAUUAAGUUAGCAUGCAGAAACAUAAUGUAUUGAAUAAAACCAUCUCAUUGAGCAUCUUCUU
Oryza brachyantha (malo sina) is the source of this 1467-nucleotide messenger RNA. RefSeq names its product serine/threonine-protein kinase SAPK7. Lineage: Eukaryota; Viridiplantae; Streptophyta; Magnoliopsida; Poales; Poaceae. Bases 136 to 1212 code for a protein of 358 amino acids. The transcript is spliced from 9 exons. Gene Ontology annotation, biological process: protein phosphorylation; intracellular signal transduction. The record is from RefSeq and is a predicted model, not a curated record. Gene Ontology annotation, molecular function: protein serine/threonine kinase activity; ATP binding.